CUUAUAUUAAUUCUUUGGUAGGUUUAAAUUAAACCCUGGAACUUCAGAUAAAUUCGGUGGCAACCAAAUUUACACUCAAACUCAAAUAACUUUAAACAAAUCAACAAUAUGGCUGAUUUAGAAGGGUUAGAUCUAAACAAGAAGAAGAAAAAGAAGAAGGUUGUGCUCGACCUCGGGGAUGAGGAAGAAAAAUCUACAACACCAGCAGCGCCAACAGCUAAUGAUUCAAAUGAACUGGAUUUGUCCAGCAUGAAAAAGAAGAAGAAAAAGAAAACUGCGUUUAUUUUAGACGGUGAUGAGAAUAACCAUGUUAAAGAAGAAAACAACUCACAUACAGCUGUGGAAGAAGAAGAGCUUGACCUCACCAAGAAGAAGAAACCGAAAUCAAAAGUUCUUAUCCUUGACGAAAAUGAUGAGAACGCAACAAAUGAUUCCGAAGAACUAGUGUUGACCGGUAAGAAGAAAAAGAAACAUAAAAUACUUCCUGAUGAUAGUGAGAAAAAAGUUUCAUUUGCUGAUGGUGAAGAAGCAGAUGUUGCAGAUUUAAUUCAAGAUGGGCAAGUAGAUGUUGGAUUAAAGACCUGGAGUGGAAGUGACAGAGAUUAUACAUAUGAUGAGCUCCUCACACAUGUGUUUGAGAUUAUGAGGCAGAAGAAUCCUGAGAUGAUUGCUGGUGAAAAGAAGAGGUUCAUCAUGAAACCUCCUCAGUGUGCAAGGGUAGGAACAAAGAAAACAUCUUUCCUUAAUUUUGCCGAAAUUUGUCAAACUUUACGCAGACAACCAAAGCACAUCCUUGCGUUUAUUCUUGCUGAGCUUGGGACCAGUGGUUCAGUGGAUGGCAACAAUCAACUUAUCAUAAAAGGAAGAUUUCAACAAAAACAACUUGAAAGUGUGUUGCGAAGAUAUAUCAGAGAAUAUGUCACAUGUCACACGUGUAGGUCUCCUGAUACAAACCUGGAAAGGGACCGGCUAUAUUUCCUCCGUUGUAACGUAUGUCAGUCCCGCUGCUCUGUAGCAGCCAUUAAAUCUGGUUUCCAGGCUGUUACCGGCAAGCGGGCACGCAUCCGCGCAAAGGCAAUGUCUUGAUAGAAGUUUCCUCUAUGCGGCAGAACUAAAAUACGAAAUCCUGGCGUCCUAUAACGAUUUUUCACCAAUGAUCCAUAUUUUUUUCUUGCAGACGCCUUUCAACGCGCGCUUUGUUUAUAGGUAAAGUUUAUUGAAACAGAACCGGUUUGUCGUUUGCCAUUUUAAGUUUUUGAUUUAAAGGGGUGUGUUUUGUGAUAUCAUGUCAAUGGUUUGGCCGACAUUUGUGCGGAAAAUAAAAUGGCAAGCGGGAUGUUUACAAAAGACGUUUUUGAAGUAUGUGCGGAAAAGUUUUGAAGACCAACCACGAGCAAUUUGUAUUAAUAUAAAGUAAGGUGGGGAUGAUGGGCCCAUUUUUAUUAUCUUUUCCUGGUACCAUUUGGUAGUGAACAAAUUUUUUUAAAGGAAUAUAAAACCGUAUCUUUACGA
Molecule: messenger RNA, 1512 nt
Organism: Ciona intestinalis (vase tunicate)
Lineage: Eukaryota; Metazoa; Chordata; Ascidiacea; Phlebobranchia; Cionidae
Source: RefSeq